CGUAUUAUUUGUGCGAUUUCCUGGAAGAGCCGCCUUGAAACUCUCAAAAUGGUCUUCAUUCACACUAUUGCAAGUCUAAUUAUUAUGGCACUCGGUGUUGCAGCCUUCCCCGCGCCCGCUCCCCAACCCGAAGCUGCACCUAUCUUGGUCGUUGAUUUUGAGCCAGAUGUGCAGUCGAUAUCACUUAACCUCUUGCUUCGGGGUUUCUCGAGUGCAACCUCUCCGUCGGUUUCCGCUACCCAGACUCCUGCAACACCUGGCGUUUCGUCGGCGCCUCCGACAUCAUUCGACGUCCUUCCCCUAGAGACAACAAGUUCUCAGUCAAUGUUGCCUCCCGCUCCUUCACCAAUCAUCACCUGCGAAACCAUUCGUUGCAUCGAUCCCUAUGUCUGUAUGGAACAAGAAGGCGUGCCUGGUUGCUAUGAGAAAGAAUCCUGCGGUAAAGUCUUCUGCCCGUAUGGAACUAGAUGCUGCAACAGUCUCUGCGAUAUGUGCGCGCCUUCCAACAUGUCGUGCAUCCAGGGUUGCACCACUCCAGAAACACCUUUGCUGUAAAUGGCCGCAUGUGCUGGCACUAGUGAACGAAGCAAUAUGGUGGAGAUAAUACAUGGGGUUGGAGGGUGGAACAGGGAGAACAAUCAUAGUCACGAAAUGUCAGUCAAAGUUAAUAGCCGAUUGUCUUGAGAGAACACUGUUAUUGUGUGCUUGUGCGAACUUAGAUACGUACCUCAGUCAAAGUUAGUUGCCCCUGAGACAUGAUCCUAUUAGUUGCUCAACCUAAUGCC
Colletotrichum navitas is the source of this 785-nucleotide messenger RNA. RefSeq lists its product as uncharacterized. The coding region runs from base 49 to 555 and encodes 168 amino acids. The record is from RefSeq and is a predicted model, not a curated record. Lineage: Eukaryota; Fungi; Ascomycota; Sordariomycetes; Glomerellales; Glomerellaceae. The transcript has a single exon.